UCAAGUUUUGAGGCGGCAUUCGAUUGUUUUGUCAAUACCUGAGCUGUUUCUUAACCACAGAGGAGUGAAUUUCAUUAAAAGAUGAAAAUCGAGGAGGUGAAGAGCUCUGCUAAAACGCAGAGAAUAUCAGCUCACACUCAUAUAAAAGGUCUAGGUCUUGAUGAGAAUGGAGAAGCGAUACAAUCAGCUGCCGGCCUCGUGGGUCAGGCUCAAGCACGAGAGGCCGCCGGCAUCAUCGUGGACCUCAUCAGGUCGAAGAAAAUGGCAGGUAGAGCAGUUCUUCUGGCAGGUCCACCAGGUACUGGUAAAACCGCUAUUGCCCUAGCUAUUGCCCAGGAACUAGGAAACAAAGUACCUUUUUGCCCGAUGGUGGGAUCAGAGGUCUACAGUUCGGAAAUAAAAAAGACAGAAGUCCUCAUGGAGAAUUUCAGACGAGCCAUUGGUCUCAGGAUAAAGGAGACCAAAGAGGUUUAUGAAGGGGAAGUGACGGAAUUAACGCCCGUUGAAACUGAAAAUCCCAUGGGAGGGUACGGUAAAACUGUAUCACACGUCAUCAUCGGGCUCAAGACGGCAAAGGGCACAAAGCAGUUGAAGUUGGAUCCCUCGAUUUAUCAGUCACUUCAGAAGGAGAAGGUUGAGACAGGGGAUGUGAUUUACAUCGAGGCCAACAGUGGAGCUGUCAAGAGGCAGGGAAGGAGUGAUAAUUAUGCUACGGAGUUCGAUCUCGAAGCUGAGGAGUAUGUGCCACUUCCUAAGGGUGAUGUUCAUAAGAAAAAGGAGGUCAUUCAGGACGUUACUCUUCAUGAUCUCGAUGUGGCCAAUGCCAAGCCACAAGGGGGACAGGAUAUCAUGUCGAUGAUGGGGCAACUGAUGAAACCGAAGAAAACUGAAAUCACUGAUAAAUUGCGAAAGGAGAUUAACAAAGUGGUGAAUCAAUACAUCGAUCAGGGAAUUGCGGAGUUGGUUCCAGGUGUUCUCUUCGUCGAUGAAGUUCACAUGUUGGAUAUCGAAACGUUCACCUACCUCCACCGCUCCCUAGAGAGUGCCAUCGCUCCAAUCGUUAUAUUCGCCACAAACAGAGGACAUUGUGUCAUCAGAGGAACAGAAGACAUCGUGGCACCCCAUGGCAUUCCCCUCGAUCUCCUCGAUCGGCUACUCAUCAUCAAAACACUUCCGUACUCAAAAUCGGAGAUUGAACAGAUUGUAAAACUCAGAGCUGUCACAGAAGGCCUUCAACUGGAGGACGAGGCGUAUGUAGCCCUUGGGGACCUUGGUACCACCACUACCUUGCGUUAUGUCGUUCAAUUACUGACACCUGCAGCUCUCACUGCCAAAGUAAAUGGCAGAACGACGAUCAAGAAAGAGGACGUCGAGGAAGUCGGAGGGCUUUUCCUCGAUGCCAAGUCCUCAGCUAAAAUAUUGACUCAACAGAAAGAUAAGUUUAUGAUGUAAAUUAUGAUAUUUCGUUUUAUCUCAGGAAUAAAUAAAUUUUUACCAUUAA
This is a messenger RNA of Fopius arisanus, 1501 nucleotides long. RefSeq names its product pontin (gene pont). Gene Ontology annotation, biological process: box C/D snoRNP assembly; regulation of transcription by RNA polymerase II; chromatin remodeling. Gene Ontology annotation, molecular function: DNA helicase activity; ATP hydrolysis activity; ATP binding. Bases 82 to 1452 code for a protein of 456 amino acids. The record is from RefSeq and is a predicted model, not a curated record. NCBI's taxonomy places the organism in Eukaryota, Metazoa, Arthropoda, Insecta, Hymenoptera, Braconidae. Gene Ontology annotation, cellular component: Ino80 complex; NuA4 histone acetyltransferase complex; Swr1 complex. The transcript has 3 exons.